Messenger RNA from Diceros bicornis minor, 8073 nucleotides. It is a transcript of the gene MMS22L, whose product is annotated as MMS22 like, DNA repair protein. Gene Ontology annotation, biological process: double-strand break repair via homologous recombination; replication fork processing. The coding region runs from base 133 to 3849 and encodes 1238 amino acids. Gene Ontology annotation, cellular component: nuclear replication fork. The record is from RefSeq and is a predicted model, not a curated record. The transcript has 25 exons. NCBI's taxonomy places the organism in Eukaryota, Metazoa, Chordata, Mammalia, Perissodactyla, Rhinocerotidae.
CUGAGCGCGGGCGCGCCGUGGCGGGAAUUUUGCCUGUUUCGGAUUCAGACCCCACGGACUCCCGGGAUGUGGUCGGAACCGCCCGGGGCGGAUCUCCGGGAGUGAAAGUGUGAGCAGGACAUGAAAUAAACAAUGGAUGACGGUUCUGUCGCGUCGACGUUCCUGACUGACAGCUUGGAAUUGGAGCUGGGGACCGAAUGGUGCAAACCUCCUUGCUUUUCUUGUGCUUUUGACGACAGAGGAGGAGGAAAACAUUUUUCUGGCGAGUCCUACCUUUCUAGCGGAGCCCUUAAACGAUUAAUUUUGAAUCUUGAUCCUUUACCAACUAAUUUUGAAGAAGAUACAGUGGAAAUAUUUGGCAUUCAGUGGGUUACUGAAACAGCAUUAGUGAAUUCAUCUAGAGUGCUCUUUCAUUUAUUCAGGCAACAACUAUACAACUUGGAAACCUUAUUACAGGCCAGCUGUGAUUUUGGGAAGAUAUCAACCCUGCACUGCAAAGCAGAGAGUAUUAGGCAACAGUGUGUAACAUUUCUUCAUUAUGUUAAAGUUUUUAUCUUCAGGUACCUGAAAGUACAGAAUGCCGAAAGUCAUGUUCCUGUCCAUCCUUACGAGGCUUUGGAGGCUCAGCUUCCCUCCAUGCUGGUCGAUGAGCUUCAAGGAUUACUCUUGUAUAUUGGACAUCUAUCUGAACUUCCCAGUAUUAAUCUAGGAGUAUUUGUAAAUCAAAACCAGAUUAAGCUUUUUCCACCGUCAUGGCAUUUAUUACAUCUCCACUUAGAUAUCCAUUGGCUGGUGCUGGAAAUUCUUCACAUGCUUGGUGAAAAAUUGAGACAAGUUGUAUAUGGUCAUCAGUUUAUGAAUCUGGCAGGUGACAAUUUAACCAAUGUCAGCCUAUUUGAAGAACAUUGUGAAAAUCUCCUUUGUGAUUUAAUAAGCCUGUCACUCAACAGGUAUGAUAAGGUUAGGCCUUCUGAAGCGUUAGUGAGUCACCAUUGCCCAUGUCCAUGCAUUAAAGAAUUAUGGGUUUUACUCAUUCAUCUUCUAGACCACAGAAAUAAAUGGUCUUUCUCAGAAUCAUUUUGGAACUGGUUGAAUAAACUACUUAAAAGACUCUUUGAAAAAUCAAGUGACCAAAGAAGACCUUCUGUACCUAUAAUCCAGCCCAGGGAUCCAUUAGGUUUUAGUUGGUGGAUUAUUACUCAUGUAGCAUCGUUUUACCAGUUUGAUCGCCAUGGAGCACCAGAUGAAAUGAGACAAAUGGAAUCAAAUUGGAACUUUGUAGAGGAACUGCUGAAAAAGUCCGUCAAUGCUCAGGAUGGUAUACUAGAAGAGCAAUUACGAAUGUAUCUUCACUGUUGUUUGACACUUUGUGAUUUCUGGGAGCCAAACAUUAUAAUUGUCACCACUCUCUGGGAAUAUUAUAGUAAGAACCUGAAUAGUUCUUUCAGUAUUUCUUGGCUUCCUUUGAAAGGCCUUGUAAACAUCAUUAAGUCACCCUUGUCUAUGCUAGAAAUGGUGAAGACCUGCUGUUGUGAUAAACAAGAUCAUGACCUGUAUAAAUCCAGCAGUAGUUACACCAUUUUCCUUUGCAUUUUGGCAAAAGUUCUUAAGAAGGCAAUGAAGAACAAUGGCCCUCAUCCUUGGAAACAAGUCAAAGGAAGAAUAUAUUCUAAAUUCCAUCACAAAAGAAUGGAAGAACUAACUGAAGUUGGUCUGCAGAAUUUUUUCAAUCUUUUUUUACUGUUAGCAGCUGUUGCAGAGUUAGAAGAUGUAGCAAGCCAUGUUCUAGGCCUUCUGAAGUUCCUCAAGCCUGCCUUUCUAACGUCUUCUCUCAUUUGGAAGGGUCAGAUGGCCUUCCUCUUGAUGUAUACCCAGAAAAAUCUGGACAUUAGUGUUUUGGCUGAGAAAUUCUCAGGUGCCUUCCGGGAGAAAGCAAAGGAGUUCUUGGUAUCUAAGAAUGAUGACAUGGGACAAAGACAGACUCUCUGGACAUUUCUGUCUAUCUAUAUGGAUGGUGUUCAAGAAGUGUUUGAGACUAGCUGUUGCUUGCAUCCUUCCCAUGAAAAACUGCUUAAUGAUGGAUUUAGUAUGCUUCUGCGAGCUUGUCAAGAAUCUGAACUUAGGACAGUAUUGAAUUUUCUACAAGCUGUUCUGGCCAGAAUCAGGAGUAUGCAUCAACAAUUGUGUCAGGAACUUCAAAAGGAGAAUGUGGACCUAAUUGUUCAGUCUUCAUUAUUAGCUAAAGAGUGCCACCUUGCUGCAGUUGCCAGUGCACUGUGGAGACAUUUCUUUUCCUUUUUGAAGAGUCAGAGAAUGUCACAGAUAGUGCCUCUCUCACAACUUGCCGAUGCAGCUGCAGAUUUUACUUUGCUAGCAAUGGACAUGCCCAGCACAGCUCCAUCCGAUCUUCAGCCUCAGCCAGUUAUCUCAAUGAUACAACUUUUUGGUUGGGAUGAUAUCCUCUGGCCCCAAGUUGUAGCAAGAUAUUUAAGUCAUUUCUUACAAAAUAGCAUGUUAUGUGAAGCACUUUCUCAUUCAUCUUUCCAAGCUUUAACUAUAAGAUCAUGGAUCCGUUGCAUUUUGCAAAUGUAUGUGAAAAACCUCUCUGUGCCUGAUGAUGUGUUCAUUGAUUUAAGUCCUGAACAGGCAGUUGAAAAAGAGUACAUGGAACAGUUGACUGAACUGACAAGGUUGCUAUUUAAACUCUCAGAAGUAAAGAAUAUCUUCUCAGAGGCUCAAGUUGAAUAUUUACCCAUCCCAGAAGACCCUAGAAAAGCACUUGUUCGAUUCCUUGAGGCUGUUGGUAUAACUUAUGGGAAUCUGCAGAAACUUUCUGAUAAAUCUGCCAUGGUCACAAAGUCUUUAGAAUACCUUGGUGAAAUAUUAAAAUACAUAAAACCUUAUUUGGGAAAAAAAAUUUCCAGUGCAGGGCUGCAACUGACUUAUAGGAUGAUGGGAAUUCUUGUUAAAUCAUGGGCACAGAUCUUUGCCACCUCUAAAGCCCAAAAAUUACUGUUCCGGAUCAUAGAUUGUUUACUGCUGCCACAUACAGUGUUACAGCAAGAGAAGGAGCUUCCUGCACCUGUGUUAACUGCAAUUCAGAAGAGUCUUCCUUUGUAUCUCCAGGGCAUGUGUAUCGUGUGUUGUCAGUCUCAAAAUCCAAAUGCCUAUUUGAAUCAAUUGCUAGGGAAUGUUAUUGAGCAGUAUGUUGGGCGGUUUCUUCCAGCUUCCCCACAUGUUUCAGAUCUCGGACAACAUCCUGUUUUGUUGGCAUUGAGAAACUCGGCCACUGUUCCAUUGAUGUCAACUCUAAAGAAAUGCAUUGUACAAGUCAUAAGGAAAUCCUACUUUGAGUUUAAAGGGUCCUUGCUCCCUCCUCGCUUAGCAUCCAUUCUGGCCUUCAUCCUCCAACUCUUCAAAGAAACUAACAUUGACGUUUCUGAGGUUGAACUACUCCUCCCUGGCAUCUUAAAAUGCUUGGUGUUGGUCAGUGAACCUCAAGUUAAAAGGCUGGCCACAGAGAACCUGCAGUACAUGGUAAAAGCCUGCCGAGUGGGGUCAGGAGGAGAAGCUGCCGCCCAGCUGACUGCUGUGUUUAGGCAUUUUAUCCAGGAUUAUGGUAUGAGAUAUGAUUAUCAGAUUUACAGCAUUUUAGAAACAGUAGCAGCAUUGGACCAGCAGGUUGUUAUCCACUUGAUUUCUACCCUCACUCAAUCUCUGAAGGAUUCAGAGCGGAAAUGGGGCCUUGGCAGAAAUAUAGCACAAAGGGAAGCCUAUAGCAAACUUCUCUCUCACCUGGGACAAGUGGGACAGGAUGAGAUGCAGAGACUGGGAAAUGACGACACCUGAUAUCUGUUCGUCUUCUCUAUUAAUUAUAACUAUCUAAAGCCACUGGGCACCAUUCUGACUUCUACUUUAGAUUAAUUUUGUAGUGUUCUGUUGAAAACGCUUUUUAGGAUGUUUUCCUUACAUACUUGUAAGUAUAAAGUAUAUAAAAAAGGAAAUAAGGAAAUAAAUAAGGAAAUAAAAGUUAAUUAUGUUAUAGGAUCUUUCGAACUUGGCAAAACUGCAUUCUAUUCUGAAGAGAUUUUAAACUAAAUUAAAGAAACUUUUCUAACUGGAAGUGUUAUCUGUGUGUGACUAUUUAAGCAGGUUUGUAUUGGUUGAUCCAUGGACUUUUUACUGUAAUGUGACUUCUUGCCUUAUGAGUGAUUUGUUUAUGCUUGUUUUUGUUUUUUGCAAGUUAUGUUUUAAUAUGAUACUUUUUCAAAUUACCUGACUGCCCUAUGCUGGUUUUUUUGGAGGGGGAAUCAGGAGAUGGGACUGUAUAUUCAUUAUCCUUUUUAUACCACGUGUGAGGCAAGUUAAUAAAACCCUUACAAAGCACACUUAACUCUGUGAGGAAUGAGACUGAGUUUGACUAAAUGAUUUAUACACAUAAUAUAUAAAACAUUUUUUAAACUUAAGCCAACAGUGUUGAUGCUUAGGUUCCAACUGCUGCCAGAUGUUUUUCUGUACUCAUCCUUUCUUUUGGGGUUGUCAUUAAAAGACCUAUCAAGAGGAAGGUGAACAAGAGCCUUUAAGAAAAGAGAAUAAAUAAUAAUAUUCUGGAAAAUCAAUUACAAAUUAACAGAAGAGGUCUGAGAAGUCAGCUGAUUUUUAUCCUUGCUCUUCAAUCAGAGCCUCUUAUAACUUAGCAUCUUGUAUGUUCACAGGGCACCAGUUUAGUUUCUUUUAGUGGAUGUUGUCUCUCAACCUGUUAACUAUCUCAUUCAGAUUUAUUUUACCAGUUGGGCUCUUAUCCUUGACUCCUUUUUGUGGUGAGCAUGAUUUGGUAAAAAGAACUCCAGUCCUAGAGUUGGGAACCCACCUGGGUCUCAAACCCAGCUCUGUUUUGUGACCUUGAGCAAGUUACUUAACCUUUCUGAGGCUCAGUUUCUUCAUGGAGAAAGAAGAAGAAGGAGAAUCCUUUUUCUAUUUCACAAUGUUCUUGUAAGAAUCAAUGGGAUAAUGUUUGUGAAAAUAUUUGGUGACCUGUGUUCUGUUUGGAGGUGUACGGACAUGAUUACUGUAUUAUUCAGGCACAGUAGAGGUAAAGAGUACCUCUCAGUUUUGUUCUUCUUUCUCUAAUGAUGGGUCCUAGACAAAUGAUCACACUUUUUUCCAAUGUUUUCUUACAUGUCAUGUCGGCUAACUUUGAAAUAAUUUAUCAUUUUCUUCUUGGGACUCUAAUCUUUAUCAUGGUUCUACUAUUCCUUCAAGAAAACAUUUCAACACUUGUCUGGCUCAAGGAGUGUCUUUAAAAAUGAAAUGCAUUGCAAUCAGCACGCUAUAGUUAAUAGCUCUCUCCUAAUUGUAACCUGUGAAGUCUAAAGAAGUAUCUGUUGUUUUCAUGACAUACAGAUGGUCUAUUUUCCCCCCCAAAUCAACUGUCAUUACAUCACAAAUAGAAUGAAUAAAAGCCUGUUUAAGGUUACUUAAUAGAGUUCAUAGCAAUGAAUUUCUUUUCAUUAUGAUUUGUUAACUAAUAAUGUAUUACUUUGCAAGUUUAAGCAGUUCAAGUUUUAUCUAUUUAAGGUGAUGUCUUUAAAGUGGUCAUUUAUGUAUAUAUUCUUUUUUUAUUUUCCAAGGGAGAAACAUGUCUUUGAGAAUCUUGCUCCUUAGAGUAUAAAACUUUUAAGGGGUAAGAAGAGCUGCUGCUGAGUCAUGCAUUAGGGUCUACAUCUGCAGAUGCUGAGAGUAACAAAAGUUUGUACUUAAAAAAUGAGUAACAGCAAAAAGUCUGUAAUGAUACAUGUGUAUGUAUGUAUAUAUAUUUAUGUUUUUAUUUAUGUCUAAGUAAAAUUUUAAAGAAGCUGUUUUUUUAAUUGAAGAAAAAAGAAAAUUUAUGACUCAGUUCCUUUUCUUGAAAAUCUGCGCUGACCCUUCAUUUAGUCUCGUCUUUUUCCAUUCCCAGACUUAGAGUUAUACCUACUUCCUUACUAUUCAUUUUCCCCUAAAUACCCUGUAAUCUCUGAGGCCGCUGCUUCUACCAUUGUAACGCAAUUUCUUUUGGUGAAAUCUGAGAGUAUAUAUACGUUCUCAUUUCUCCUGUUCUUUGGCCUCUCUGUGACACUUGCAUUUCGCUUUAUCUUCUCAUCCCUUCCUCAGUGCUACUGCUCCUUCCUCCCUAUACUGUACUUUGAGAGAACUGUCAAGUCCUUCUUUCUUGUCCCCAGUGAUAAGAUCUGGCCCUUCACCUGCUCUGUCUCAACAUUCUUCUAGUAGUGAACUAAUAACACUAGCUCAUAAUUUGCUCUCUCAAAUCUAUUUCUAGUGCUAAUUUCUCUCUUAAUCUCUCUAGUUGGAUCCUUCUGAAAUCACAAGGCAACAUGUCAAGCUGUCCUUGUCACCUUCUAUUCCAGUCUAGCUCCUGCCUUUAUUUUCUACCCAGGGAAUACACCAUUUUCCCAGGUUACUUAGCCUUGAAACUUCAGGGGCAUCUUGGAUUCUUCAUUGUUCCUCACUUUCAGUCGGUCACCAGUACAGGCUCUUGCUGUUAUUUCCUUUUGACAUCCUAUGCCUCCGAACUGUUUUCUCUAUUGGGCACUGUAAUCUCCUUCUUUCGUCCUUGUCUCUGGUCUCCUUUCCUGCAGUUUAUCCCUCACACAGUUCUGACAUUAGUGUUCCUAAAAUACUACUUUUCUUGUGUUACUUUUCUGCUCAAGGACGUCCAGUGACUUCCCAUUUUUCUUAAGCUCAUAUUGAAACCCUUCAGUCAGGAGACUGUUUGCCAUCUGACUCCACCUUUUCUUUCCAAACUUAGCUCAAGCAGACCAGACUGUCUUAGCUGCUCUCUCUGAAUGCUAUGUUCAUUCUACACUCAGCCUCAUUCAGUUUGCCAGCUUAGAAUACCACCCUUUCUAUAAAAACCUAACCUUAAGACACUUAAGUAGGAAGAAAAUUAAAAUAUACAUAUUGGAUACAUGAGUAUUCUAGUCAAUAAUUUCUGUAAAAUACCAGAUGGAGUGUAAAUGAGAUGUUGAAGGACAACAGGGUGAUGAAAGGACUUUAUUAGACAUUCAGAUUUGGUUAUGAUUUAAAUUUUAAUUUAACAUUUAAUUAGGUUUCCAUGGGGGAGAAAAAAACGUGGAGUAUUGUCUCUGUACAAAAAUCAUUAUGUACUGAGUUCAUUUGUAUUAGAAGAGUUUCAUAGUUUAAAACUUUUAUAUCUUUACCCAUCCAUAGCAUAUUUUCUUUUCUUCUUAAGCAUAUUUGACUUCUUCUACCUGAGCAUCUAUGUAAAAAAAUAAUUAUUUGUGGGUUGUUAGAUUAUGUGUGUGUGUUCAUGACCCAUUAUUACUAUUAUUUUCUUCCAUGCUUCAUCACAAAUUUUUGAAGCUACUUAGUUCUUAAAGAAUGACAUGGACCCAUUUUCAUGUACUUUCAUAGAACCUUUGACGGUUUUUAUUUUUACUUCCCCUUUAUUAAGAUUAUAUGUUAUAUAGAAAUUUGACAAGCCUCUGCAGUUGGGAAAAGCCUGUAGGAAACCUACCUUCCCUAGAUCCCACAUGUUGAGAUGGCACUCGUGUUUCAAAGAUAAGGGGUAGAUAUCAUGGAAACCACCAAAAGCUGUGUUAUCUGUGUUAAAGCACUGUUUUUUGAUUGACAGACUUUUACAUAAACCUUACACUUUCCAAAAACUGGUCUCCUGCCUAUUCCUCCUAGGGUUAAAAAUAUUGCCUUGUCAAUCAAGUGUAUGGUAGGCCAAUAUAAAUAAUAUGCUUUGGUUAAAACAGUGGUUUGGGAAGCUAGCAAAGUAACAUAUUCUUUUACAUAUUUAAUAAGAUAUGAGAUUUGUAUUUUGAUUCUGUUAGAAACUGUAUUGAUAAGGUUACCAAAAUCAAUACCAAAUGAUUGGAACUGACUAAUUUCUGCUUAUUAAAAAUGUUUUUGGUGUGCUGAUAAUUAUUUUAUUGCAUUUGUGAAUUGUGCUUUUAGAAAAAAUCUGGCAUUCUUAUUUUAUAUGCAAAUUUAUAAGUUAUUUGUGCAUAUAAUAAUGAUAUAUAAUAAAAAAUGUAUGUGUGUAACAUA